AUGUCACUCCGACAGUCUCUAAGCGUCAUUUUCGGUUGCGCGAUCCUCGCCGCCGCACUUCCAGCAGGCGUCAACAGGCCGGAUGCUCAAUGCAGAGAUAUUCGAAUUCCGGUCACCGUCGAGGUGCCGCGUUUUCUCAUCAGCACCAGGGUCCAGGAUGACUGGGACGCUGUGGCCCUGAGCUUCAACCUCACGCAGCGCAAUGGCCCGUCUGCCGUCACCGGCACCACGGCCCCCGUGAAAAGCACAUACGAGGUGGGAGCUACAUACUGUGGGAACGGCUCGACAACGCUUAUACUCACACACGGAAUUUUGGAAUCCAAAUUGUACUGGCAACCUGAUUUCCCAGAGGCCGAGAAGUAUGACUUCAUCACUGCUGCCGUCAAUGCGGGCUACUCGGUCCUAAGCUAUGAUCGCAUCGGUGUAGGCUCGUCCUCAAAGAUUGACUCCCUGAUGGACGCCCAAUUCCAGGUUCACAUAGCAGUGCUAGACGCAUUGAUCGAGCGCGAACGCAGCCAGAAAGCCGAAAACAAGAUCGCACUGGUUGGCCACAGCUACGGCGCGUACCUCUCCGCGGCUACCGCCGCGCUGUCGGACCAGAUCGACGGCGUGGUCCUGAUGGGCUUCGGAGGUGGAUUCGGGUACUUUGGCCCGUUCGUCGCGGGCUCGGGGCUGCGCGUUGCCAAGUUCCGCGACGAGGAGCGGUGGGGCGCUCUUGACGCUGGAUGGCUGACAACGGUGGACAAGUAUGCCGACACGUACAUCUAUUUUGGUAUGCCUGGUGACUUUGAGCACCGUGCGGCCGAGUGGACUCACGCGCGGGCAAGCGAGCCCUUUGCAAUCGGCGAGAUCCCCUCACUAAUUUCGACCCCCAUCGUCUUUGGCGAUAUCAAAACGCCUGUGCUGCUACUGCAGGGACGAUACGACCUCUCGGCCUGCGGCGGAGACUGUGUCGGGGAGAUCGAGGCCUGGAAGGGAAACCUGACUGGAUCGCCUGCUGUGGAGGUGGUUGAAGAUCUACCGACCGGACAUAACAUCAAUCUCCAUCUCGUCGCACCCAAGGCAUUCGGCAUAAUGUUUGACUUCCUGAAACGAAACGGGAUAUGA
Molecule: messenger RNA, 1107 nt
Organism: Pyricularia pennisetigena
Lineage: Eukaryota; Fungi; Ascomycota; Sordariomycetes; Magnaporthales; Pyriculariaceae
Exons: 4
Coding region: 1-1107 (368 amino acids)
Source: RefSeq, a predicted model, not a curated record